Molecule: messenger RNA, 507 nt
Organism: Nicotiana attenuata
Lineage: Eukaryota; Viridiplantae; Streptophyta; Magnoliopsida; Solanales; Solanaceae
Product: F-box/LRR-repeat protein 25-like
Exons: 1
Coding region: 1-507 (168 amino acids)
Source: RefSeq, a predicted model, not a curated record
AUGAGUUAUGCUAAAGAUGCUGAUUUAUGGGUACAUUUUGCAAUUAAAGUUGCUAAAGUUGAAGAUUUUUCACUUAUUGAUUUUAAAGGUAAAUUUUUCUAUGAGUUACCUCAGUUUGCAUAUACGAGUACAUCACUGAGGAAUUUGGUUUUAAGCGGCUGCAAACUGAAACCUUCUGGUAGUGUGAACUGGAGUAAUCUCGUUUUGCUUUCAAUUAGGAACCAGAAAUUGAAGGAGGGUGUAGCGCGAAAAGUAUUAUCUGGUUGCCCUAACUUGGAGUGCUUGGAACUAAAUAAUGUUUGGGGCAUUAAUCAUUUGGAAAUCAGCUCUGUGAAGCUGAGAAAACUGACCAUUGAAUACUACAGAUAUGGGAUGCUAGAAAUAUUAGCCCCAUGUUUUCAUCAUUUGCAAAUUUCGGGGUUCUGCGAAGGGAUACGCUUACAGCAGAUAAUUGCCUCUGAACUGUGGAGACUUGCUUCCUUGUACAUUGAUUCCAUAAGAACCUAA